GUCACACCCAGGUAUUCCCCAGAACUGUACCAUAGUAUACUCAGUAAAACGUCAACCUCCAACAUCCCAUCAAUACCUUCAUCAUGACUCCCCGAACUAUCUACCUAGUAUCCGACCGCCAAGCCUCCUCCCAAAGAGCCCAUUUCUCCCUCUUCGUUCCAUCAACGGCCGAUCCUACCAGGGGAACCAUCAUCCAAGUCAUCGGAGCACCCAUGACAGGCUACGCCCUUGAAUUCAAACGGAACCACUCCCCCAGCUCUAUCCAGCACAGUUAUGAGACCUGCCCCAUCGGACAAGUCGCGUCGGCCCACAUUGUGGAUUCCACGCACACAGCAGCGAGCACAGACUGCGAACCGAAGGGGGAUAUCGAGAUCGCUGCCGCCCAGGUCCCGCCUCCGCGGAUUAGCGAGAAUUUUCUGGCUCCUGUUAAUGAUACAACCAACAAAAGAUGUCAAGAAUGGACGAUGGAGUAUAUCCGACAUCUGGUGCGCAAAGGCCUUGUAGAUGCAAGCGCGGUGGAGAUCGUCCAGUCCAAACGAGACCCACCCGGCCAUGGGAUUGGUUUGCAACCCGCAGGGAGACAUUAAUC
Aspergillus candidus is the source of this 589-nucleotide messenger RNA. RefSeq lists its product as uncharacterized. The transcript has 2 exons. NCBI's taxonomy places the organism in Eukaryota, Fungi, Ascomycota, Eurotiomycetes, Eurotiales, Aspergillaceae. The record is from RefSeq and is a predicted model, not a curated record. The coding region runs from base 84 to 587 and encodes 167 amino acids.